AAAAAAGCAUGUAAAGUGUUCCCAAGGUACUACUUGCACAAAUUGUGCAUCGCGCAAUCUUAUGUGUAUUUAUAUUACACCUAAAAAACGAGGACCAAAGGUUUCCAGUGGAUCAACUAACGGUUUUGAAAGUGAAGCUGCAAAUAUCGAACGAGAACACGCAUUGACUUUAUUCAUUCCUAUCUAUCUCGACUAUAACGAAGAACCUCAAUCGAUACAAGGUCUUCUUGCUAAUCAAAUAAAUUUUGAUACUAUUAUGCCAAAUAAUGGCAUGCCCGUUAAUAUUAGUGACACAUAUUCUUUACCUAGCAAUUUUUCCUCUUCCUUUCCCUCUAUAGCCUCCAAUUUAGAUUAUCCUUUUAUUUAG
Racocetra persica is the source of this 367-nucleotide messenger RNA. NCBI's taxonomy places the organism in Eukaryota, Fungi, Glomeromycota, Glomeromycetes, Diversisporales, Gigasporaceae. The record is from the annotation of a GenBank genome assembly.